AUGACGCAGUCCAUGAAUCGAGUGGAGAUUCAGUUAGCGCGGCGCAGACGCCACUCUUCACAACCUAGCCGGGAUAUUAAGGCUCGCGGACACGCUCUAGGCGGACACUCGGACGUCCGUCGCAAGCUCGCCUGCGACCCCUCGAGAGGACCACCGUCUCAAUUCUUUGAUACUGAUUCUUUGGCACCUAACAUUAGUCGCGAUGACACGGUCAUUAUGGCCCCUAUAAAUACUCAGUGCAAACGUGCCUUCGAUGAUCCAGAAGCGGGACUACAAAGGCGGCAAAGAAUACGCAACCGUCCAGUACUUAGGAAGUUGUUACGUGAACACAUUGAGAACUAG
This is a messenger RNA of Pieris macdunnoughi, 342 nucleotides long. Lineage: Eukaryota; Metazoa; Arthropoda; Insecta; Lepidoptera; Pieridae. The record is from the annotation of a GenBank genome assembly.